This is a messenger RNA of Carassius auratus (goldfish), 643 nucleotides long. RefSeq names its product histone H2A, sperm-like. Gene Ontology annotation, molecular function: DNA binding; protein heterodimerization activity; structural constituent of chromatin. The record is from RefSeq and is a predicted model, not a curated record. NCBI's taxonomy places the organism in Eukaryota, Metazoa, Chordata, Actinopteri, Cypriniformes, Cyprinidae. Gene Ontology annotation, cellular component: nucleosome. The transcript is spliced from 2 exons. The coding region runs from base 141 to 563 and encodes 140 amino acids.
CUGAUUAGCCACCAACUCAUUUGCACAGGUGAAUUUUAAUUAAAUCAAUUAAGCUUUAUAGCUAAAACUUAAGGCAUUUGGAUAAAAGUUAAACAACGUCACUGCUUGUUCAAUUGGAGUGCUUGUCAGAGCUUUUCAUCAUGUCUAGUCGCGGUAAGAAGAUCGUCGCUGCACCAAAGACCAAGUCGUCCGUGUCGCGCUCCUCCCGCGCGGGCCUUCAGUUCCCUGUUGGCCGCAUCGCGCGUCUCCUGCGGAAGGGAAACUACGCGGCGCGCAUCGGCUCCGGAGCAGCGGUGUAUCUAACGGCGGUUAUCGAGUAUCUGUGCGCGGAGGUGCUGGAGCUGGCGGGAAACGCAAGCCGCGACAACAAGAAGCUGCGCAUCGCGCCGCGUCACAUCCAGUUGGCGGUGCGCAACGACGAAGAGCUGAACACCCUGCUGGGCGGCGUCACGAUCUCAGAGGGCGGCGUGCUGCCCAAUAUCCAGGCGCAGCUGCUGCCCAAGAAGACCAAAGGUUCGCGGGACCCGAACACCAGUAAAGAAGUCCAAUCACAGGACUUCUGACGCUCCGACUCUUAUUUUUAUUUCUCUUAAACACUUGACUGGUUUUAAUCUUAAUAAAAAAAAAAAUAUUUGUCUACCUA